Dioszegia hungarica is the source of this 906-nucleotide messenger RNA. Its product is annotated as putative glucosamine-6-phosphate isomerase. Gene Ontology annotation, molecular function: identical protein binding; glucosamine-6-phosphate deaminase activity. Gene Ontology annotation, biological process: D-glucosamine catabolic process; N-acetylglucosamine catabolic process; carbohydrate metabolic process. The coding region runs from base 1 to 906 and encodes 301 amino acids. Gene Ontology annotation, cellular component: cytoplasm. The transcript is spliced from 7 exons. NCBI's taxonomy places the organism in Eukaryota, Fungi, Basidiomycota, Tremellomycetes, Tremellales, Bulleribasidiaceae. The record is from RefSeq and is a predicted model, not a curated record.
AUGAGACUCACCGUUCGCGAUACCAAGGAGGAGGUCGGCAACUACAUCGCUGAGUACAUUGUCAAGCGAAUCAACAGCUUUAAAGCCUCCAAGGAGAAGCCUCACUUCGUGCUCGGUCUCCCAACGGGAAGCAGCCCUUUACCGGUCUACAAGCGGAUCGUCAAGCUGCACGAGGAGGGCAAAGUGUCGUUCAAGAACGUCAUCACGUUCAAUAUGGACGAAUACGUCGGUAUCCCUCGGGACCACCCCGAGUCUUACCACACCUUCAUGUUCAAGCACUUCUUCUCUCUCAUCGAUAUCGACCCCAAGAACACGCACUUGCUCGAUGGAAACGCGGAGGAUCUGUACAAGGAGUGCGAGGACUACGAGGCGGCCAUCAAGGCUGUCGGGGGUAUUGAUCUGUUCCUAGGCGGGAUCGGCGCAGAUGGUCAUAUCGCUUUCAAUGAGCCCGGCUCCUCCCUCACUUCCCGCACCCGCAUCAAGACCCUCGCAUACGAGACCAUCCUCGACAACUGCCGUUUCUUCAACAAUGACCUCUCAGCGGUGCCCCGGAUGGCACUCACGGUGGGCGUGCAGACAGUCAUGGACGCCAGGGAGGUGGUGCUGGUGGUCACGGGCCAGAACAAGGCUUUGGCGCUGAGCCAGAUGAUCGAGGGAGGGGUCAACCAUAUGGUCACUGCCAGUGCGCUGCAGACGCACCCGUGGGCUUUGGUGGUAUGCGACGAGGACGCGACGAAUGAGCUCCGGGUCAAGACGGUCAAGUACUUCAAGUCGAUCGAGCGGGUUCAGGACGAAGUGGAGGCCAAGUAUGGGUCAGCGACGAGCUCGAGGUUGGGGCUGCACAAGGCUACGGCGGCUGUCGUCCAACAGCUAUACAUCAUUAGCAGAGUUCAAAGACGCAUAUAA